Molecule: messenger RNA, 1650 nt
Organism: Talaromyces proteolyticus
Lineage: Eukaryota; Fungi; Ascomycota; Eurotiomycetes; Eurotiales; Trichocomaceae
Exons: 2
Coding region: 69-1529 (486 amino acids)
Biological process (GO): regulation of DNA-templated transcription
Molecular function (GO): DNA-binding transcription factor activity, RNA polymerase II-specific; zinc ion binding
Source: RefSeq, a predicted model, not a curated record
GUAAUAACUUCGAAAGAUUGUCAACUUCUACCACUUUUGUUUAUUGACAAACUGCAUCCGCAAUUAGGAUGGAGAACACCGCAAAGUCAAAGUGUGGACAGAAAACAAGAACGAAAACAGGUUGUCGAACAUGCCGUAUCAGACGGGUCAAAUGCGACGAGACGCCUGGCGCAUGUCUAAAAUGCACCUCUACUGGCCGCAAAUGUGAAAGCUACGACCUCAACCGACUUCCAGCUCGUCGAGGAGGAAGUACCUCUGUGCUAGUCAACCGAUACCGGCCGCGCUCAAAUUGGGCCGGGAAAACAUCAGAUGAAAGGCGAUGUUUAUCCUAUUUUCAGUCACUGACUGUCCCCAUGAUGAAUUACUGGUUUGACCACUCCCUCUGGGAUAGAUUAAUUCUUCAGUUGGUUCAAGCCGAGCCGGCGGUUUGUCAUGCCGUCGUCGCUUUCAGCGCUUUGCAUGAAGCAGCCGAGAAUGCAAAUGGGGGAGGUAGAAGAGAUACGCCGAUUGUGCUGCUAGAAGAUAUGACGAAUCGCCACCAACGAUUUGCUCUGGAGCAGUAUAAUCGGUCAAUUAGUCAUCUUAAUUCGCGCAUUCGAUCGAAUGACCCAGCUGUCAAGAAUACGGCGUUGAUCUGCUGUUUUUUGUACAUUUUCUUCGAGCUUUUCCGAGGGAAAUAUGAUCGAGCAUUCAAUCAUCUCAAGAAGGGAGUUAAUAUUUUAAAAGAACAUCAGUCUGCUCCUCCGUAUGCACCUCGCAGUUCGUCGGACCGACCAAUAGAAGACUCGCUGGCUGCCGCUAUAAUGCAUCUAGAUCUACAAGGAUCGCAUUUUGGGGUCUCUCAAAUCCAUGAUCGUUGGGAGUUAUACAAAUUAACGGCAGAACAGGAACAACACGAUUAUGGUUGGGGCAGUCAAAUUGAUUUCGAUACCUUUACAGAGGCUUGGAUUAUGCGAGACAAGCUCUUUCAUGACUUUUGUGUAUAUGGCACUAUCUGCGAGAAACUGACCACAGAGGAUAUCAAAGAAAAUUAUACAUUACUUUUUGCAAAGCAAAAAAGACAGCAAAUCCGACUUGCACAAUUCGAACAGGCACUAGAUAGACUCCAAGCGACAACGCAACUUCACGGUUCUAUUACAAAAAAGAAUCAACGAGCUCUCGACCUCAUCCGCUUCCACCAUUUCGCAGUUUCAACCGUCACAGACACGCUUCUCAUCAAAUCACCGAAAUUAAUACUCGAAAAACAGAGGGAAAGGUUUUCACGAGUUGUGGAUUUGGCUGAGCAGAUUGUGGCCGAUUUUCGGGAAGAUAGUCGUGAUGACGAGAAUGAUGGUAACAGUCCACAAUACCGCCCCCGAUUCCUGAUGGAUAUAGGAAUUAUUACUCCUUUGUACUUUGCGAGCGAGAGAUCUGGAGACCCAUUGGUUACGAAGAGGGCAAUGAAAGUGCUUCAGUCCUGGCCACAUCGAGAGGGCUUGUGGGAUUCGGAACUUGCCUUAACUUUGGUUCGUGGAAUGGAUCAGGCGUAGCGUAUUUGCUGGCCCUAAAUUCCUUGAACAUUCAAUAUUUACCCCCUUUUCUUAGAAAAUAUAGUCUAAAAAUGACAUAUAAUAUAUUCUUAGCUUUAUUAAUAACUAUCAAUAAUUAUUU